Messenger RNA from Pseudovirgaria hyperparasitica, 1499 nucleotides. RefSeq lists its product as uncharacterized. Bases 165 to 1397 code for a protein of 410 amino acids. NCBI's taxonomy places the organism in Eukaryota, Fungi, Ascomycota, Dothideomycetes, Acrospermales, Acrospermaceae. The transcript has a single exon. The record is from RefSeq and is a predicted model, not a curated record.
AUCAACCGAAUUCCGUUUGUUUAUUCUGUGGUCACGAGCAAAAUCGGCCGUGCGUACUUAUAGCUAAGCACAACACUACUACAUUGAACUUCGCUCCGCACAACACUUCUCUUUGCAACACCUAUUUUCUACUGUUACAUAUAUUCUAGUUCGGCCUCGUCAUCAUGUACGCACCGUUCCAGCGUUACGAUCGUACGUCCCGUCAGCUUCACAGUCAAAUGCCUAACCAGCAACACAUCGACAUGUCUCCCCAAAGAAGCGGUCACGAAAUCCUCGCCCUCGACGUCAAGCAGCUCAAAGUGCUCGUACAGUAUGGCACUAAAACCAAUGACCACACAAUAGCUUCAAGAAUCAUCUCGCUUUGCGAUUGGCUCGAAGGCGUCGGCUCCUCGUUGAGAUACGUCCUCGCAGCCGACAAGAGGACUCUCGAGAGCAUUUUGCAGCUCAAGAACGAUGUUUCCAAGUACUUCCCAGUUACAAACUCCAUGUGUAUCACAGCCGACCUCAAGACUCUUCGCAUGACUUUAGGACCCGCAGUGCCUCGAUACCAUAAGCCUCCGCGCUUCUACAGCCUCGUUCCGAUUGUACAGGCGCCAUUGCUUCCCCCGCCAGCUCGUCAAACGACUUCUCAUCCGGACAAGUAUAGGCGAGUCCCGGCCACUGGUAGACCCAAUUCGGAGAUUCUUUUCAAGUACUUAGAGCAAGAGUACAAUAAACAGUUCAUGAAUCGGCCUAUGAAUCAGCCCAUGGAUGAUGUACCCAUGGACCAACCCAUGGACCAGCCCCAGAGCCAACCCAAGAGCCUGCAACCAAAGUACGGCCAGCAGUACCAUGGCCCAGGACCAGCUCAGGGCCCUAACACCAUGCACACAGAGUACGGCCAACGUACUACUGGUCAGUAUCCCCAGUCACACGACAACUUGCAGCACGCCCAUCAGCAGCAACCCAAUGCCAAUGUCUACUCAGGCCAGCGCACCACUUAUGACCGCCACAAGCCGCACCAAGCCAACCCAUUCGCCGCCGAAGUCGAAGCUCGCAUCCGCGCACAGCAGAACCAGCAGUCGGUCGAUCGGGAAAAGCAGCGUCUCCAGGGCCAACAAGCAGAGAAUUAUCGUCAGCUUCAGAAUGCUCAUCGUCAGAAUCGUCGUCAAUCCCAUGUCCCGCAUCCAAAUCCAGCACAUUGGAAGCCGAAUGUUUCGCACACGUCGGUGAUUGAUCCUGCGGGUGGGUAUGGAGGAAGGGACUCAGGCGUGCGGUUUGCACAGGCGCCGGAGACGAUGCGUGUGUAUCCGAGUGUGGACCCGAAGACGGAGAGGAGAGCUGGGGGACGUCGGGGAGAGGAUUUGCAUGGAAGGAGACAGUCUGGGAUCGACAUGGAUCUUUCAUGGGACUACUAGGCUUACGUGGAACAAACACGACGGUAGCAUGAUGAAAACUUAUGUCUCUGAGCCUUUAGUGCCACUCAUGUACAACAUAUGAUACGCUCGAGUCUAUAGCCU